CUCCAUAUAUUUAAGCCACGGUAUAGGCAGAUGCUCACAAAGCCAGCUAGCACAGCCACAACCUACUCACACCUCAGCCACGGUAUAGGCAGAUGCCCAUGGCUUCUCACGCAUUCCCCCUCCGGCCAUGGCUUGCCUGUCUCUGCAUGGUUACAGUAGUCUUGUUGGCGUCGCCGGCGGCGUCACGUGGCCUUGCCGUUGCCCGUGGCGACCCGACGGAGGGGUUUACAGCGGUGAGCCUGAGCGAGAGCAACUUCGUGCUGCAGCGCCCGUACGACGUGCCGAGCGGCGACCGGUACAGGCUCGACGGCGGCGUGCGGCAGCUGUGGGUGCUGUCCUCCGACAAGCCCCACAGCCCCCAGAGCAAUACCAGCCCAAGAACGGAGAUCAGGAUGACGGGAUACGACUACUCGUCGUGGGUGUGGCAGUUCGAGGGCUACGGCUACGUGCCGUCCGGCACGACGGGCGUGUCCAUCAUGCAGGUGUUCGGCGCCGGCGAGUCCGCCACCACGCUGAUGCUGCACGUCUACGACGGCGCGCUGCGGUACUACGACCGGCAGGUGGUCGAGGACGGAAUCUACGACCGGUGGUUCCGGCUCAACGUGGUCCACGACGUGGACGCGUCGGCCCUCGCCGUGUUCAUCGACGGCGUCGAGCGGCUGCGCGCGCCGGGCCGCGGCGGCGACUCGCACUACUUCAAGUUCGGCGUGUACGCGCAGGACCACGACUCCGGCUGCAUGGAGUCGCGCUGGAAGGACAUCAAGAUCCUCAGGAAAGAUUGAUUUUUGUUGAUGUUUCAAUUCGUGACAUUAUCAUACAAUCUUUAUACGGUUUGUGAUUAUAUGUUGUUCUCGUAUCAUUAUUGUGUAAAAAAGUGAUGUAUAUAUUCUUGA
Phragmites australis (common reed) is the source of this 893-nucleotide messenger RNA. RefSeq names its product citrate-binding protein-like. The transcript is spliced from 2 exons. Lineage: Eukaryota; Viridiplantae; Streptophyta; Magnoliopsida; Poales; Poaceae. Bases 93 to 782 code for a protein of 229 amino acids. The record is from RefSeq and is a predicted model, not a curated record.